Olea europaea var. sylvestris is the source of this 1199-nucleotide messenger RNA. RefSeq names its product beta-glucosidase-like. NCBI's taxonomy places the organism in Eukaryota, Viridiplantae, Streptophyta, Magnoliopsida, Lamiales, Oleaceae. Gene Ontology annotation, biological process: carbohydrate metabolic process. The transcript has 8 exons. The record is from RefSeq and is a predicted model, not a curated record. Gene Ontology annotation, molecular function: beta-glucosidase activity. The coding region runs from base 1 to 1071 and encodes 356 amino acids.
AUGGAUAGCCAAAGCAGCCACAUGAUGAUCAGUGAGGCCGAUGCAUUGACACUUUCGGAUCAUUCCCGUGUUGAUCAGGCAGCCGGAAACACGAAAGCCAAGAUCAAGCGCUCUGAUUUCCCCAAGGAUUUUGUCUUUGGUUCUGCCACGUCGGCUUAUCAGGUUGAAGGCGCUUGGAACACAGGUGGAAAAGGCUUGAUCCUUUCACAUGCACAAGCUGUUGACAUUUAUAGGCAAAGAUAUCAGUCACAUCAAGACGGAAAGAUAGGAGUAACGAAUGUUUCACAGUGGUUUGAGCCACUCAAUGACACCAAAGACGAUAAGGAGGCUGCUUCAAGGGGAAUCGAUUUUAUGUUGGGAUGGUUUGUAGCGCCGAUAGUAACCGGUGAUUACCCACCAACUAUGAGGGAAAGAGUUGGAGAACGUCUGCCUAAAUUUUCACCUAUACAAAAGAACGUGGUGAAGGGAUCCUAUGAUUUUUUAGGCAUAAAUUAUUACACUUCUAUUUAUGCUAGCAAUUCACCUAGGAAACCUUGUACAAACCCGAGUUAUGAAACCGACCAGGAAAUUUCAUUAUCAGAUAAACGUAACGGGGAGCUGAUUGGUCCAAAGGGCGGUUCGGAUUGGUUGAACAUUGUUCCAUAUGGAAUUUACAAGUUAUUGGUUCAUAUAAAGAAAACAUAUAAUAAUCCCAUCAUUCACAUUACAGAGAAUGGGGUGGAUGAAGUGAACAAUACGGAAGCAACAGUUUCACAAGCUCGGUUUGAUGAGACAAGAAUGAAAUAUCAUGUAGAUCAUCUCCUUUACGUUAAAAAAGCUAUGCAGGAAGGAGUGCAAGUCAAGUCUUACUACAUAUGGUCAAUGUUCGACAAUUUUGAAUGGGCCGCGGGAUAUAGUGUUAGAUUUGGCAUUUUUUAUGUAGAUUAUGUUAAUGGACAUUUGACAAGAUUUCCAAAAGCUUCUGCUAUAUGGUUAAUGAAUUUCCUGAACAAAAAGCAAAAUACAUUGAAGAGUCAAGAUCAAGAGAAGAAGAGUACGGAUUUUGAAAAGCCAAGAAGAAGUGGAGUGUAAAAUUCUCGUGUUUCAUUUUAGUUGUUAUGUUCAUUCACGAAUUCACAUGCUUUCCUCUUUUUUCCUCUUCUUCUGGCCUUCAUGUUUCUACUUUCCACUCUUUAUAUUCAAUAAAUUGACUUCUCAUG